AGCGCAUUCGAUACCAUAGUAGGUUGACCAUGAGGAGGGUCUGCUAUGGCGCCAUUACAGAAGAAGCAGCAGACCUUGUCUUCUUUCUUCAAAAAGCCUUCGUCUAGUCCACUGGUUGCGAAAUCUCCUGUCCCUGAUGAAGAAGAGGAUCACAUCCAAUUGCCAUCCGCCAAAAGACGACGAAUCACUCCCAGCGAAGGAGACCCCUCCAACGUCGCAGAUGGAGAGACAGAACAGGAUACACGGACUCUGAGACCCCUCUCAGCAAAUGGGCAGAAUAUCGCCACGAUCUCAGCCGACUCCGUUUUAACAGGCCGAACCUCGAAAUACCUCUUCUCGUCGUCGCCAUUACAAGAGAACCAGAAUGUUGAACAAGAUGAUAGCGCCGAGAAACGACGAAAAGAUGAGCUACAUCGGAAGUUUGUGAAGAAGCUGGGCAGACCUGAUAGUAUUGCUGAGAUCAAGAGGCGGAAUCGUGCACUAGAAGAGGAAGCUGUCGGAGAAGAGAACGAUGAUGCAGAAGAGGAGGCUGCUGAAGAGCCGUCGAAGCCGGCGACACGGACCAAAGGCACGAAAAAAGCUGGAAGCAAGCUCACGCCAAUGGAAAAGCAGGUCAUUGAAAUCAAACAGGCUCACAUGGACACUCUACUAGUGGUGGAAGUCGGCUACAAGUUUCGCUUCUUUGGUGAAGAUGCCAGAAUUGCUGCAAAGGAACUGGGCAUCGUGUGUAUACCUGGCAAAUACCGAUACGACGAACAUUUAUCCGAAGCACACCUGGAUCGAUUUGCAUCGGCCAGUAUCCCCGUGCACCGUCUGCACGUCCAUGUCAAGCGUUUAGUCGCCGCUGGUCACAAAGUUGGCGUGGUGCGUCAACUUGAAACGGCCGCCCUCAAGGCCGUUGGUGACAACAGAAAUGCACCAUUUGUACGAAAGCUCACGAACCUAUACACCAAAGGCACUUACGUUGACGAUACAGAAGGGAUUGAGGAGGAUACUAGGGCGAGUCCUGCGCCCCAGUCGCCCUCUACUGGCUUUCUACUAUGCAUGACCGAGGUGAACGUGAAAGGUUAUGGCAACGAUGAGAAAGUGCAUGUUGGACUUGUUGCUGUCCAGCCUGGAACCGGAGAUAUUGUGUAUGACGACUUUGAGGAUGGUUUCAUGCGAAGUGAGAUUGAGACCCGACUACUACAUAUCGCCCCUUGUGAGUUUCUGAUCGUUGGUGAGCUUUCGAAAGCGACCGAGAAGCUCGUUCUGCAUUUGUCUGGCAGCAAAACCAAUGUCUUCGGGGACAAGAUCCGGGUGGAACGUGUGGACAAGGAGAAGACGAUGGCCGCACAAGCACACAGCCAUAUCUCGACAUUCUAUGCUGGAAAAUCGAAGGAUGCCCAGUCAGAUCAGGACAAGGCCAUCAAGAUCUUUGAUAAGAUCCUAGGUCUUCCGGAGAACGUCCUGGUCUGCCUGUCAGCCAUGAUCAAGCAUCUGUCCGACUACGGACUCGAGCACGUUUUCCAACUUACGAAGUACUUCCAACCUUUCUCGGCCCGAUCUCAUAUGCUGCUGAACGGCACUACGUUGACAAGCCUUGAGAUCUAUCAGAACCAGACAGACCACUCCACCAAGGGCAGUCUAUAUUGGAUGAUGGACAGGACGCAAACGAAAUUUGGUGGAAGACUGCUGCGCAAAUGGGUCGGUCGCCCGCUACUAGACCAGCAUCUGAUCGAGGAACGACUCAACGCCGUUGAGGAACUUCUCGAUCCUGACAGAGCCAUCAACGUAGAGAAAUUGAGGCAUGUGCUGUCGAAAAUGAGGACAGACCUGGAAAAGAGCCUUAUCAGGAUUUAUUACGGCAAGUGCACACGACCUGAGCUCACGAACGUCAUGCAAUCGUUGCAAUUCCUGGCCACAGAGUUCGCCCAAGUCACUGAUGCAGGAUCCACUGGGUUCGGUUCUCUUCUCAUCUCGUCAGCCAUUACGUCCCUGCCCCUCAUUUUGACUGAGGUGGUCGGUUAUCUGGAGAAAAUUAACCUUCAAGCUGCUAAGUCGGACGACAAGUACGACUUCUUCACGGACGAUGCGGAAACGGACGCAAUUACAGAGCACAAACUCGGUAUCGCUAGCGUGGAGCACGACCUCGAUGAAUUUCGCACCACGGUUGCAGAGAAACUGGGCAAGAAAAGAUCGGUUGACUACGCCACCGUUGCCGGGAUAGACUACCUCAUCGAAGUCGAGAACAAUUCCGGCACGAUCAAAAAGGUCCCUGCGUCCUGGAUUAAGGUCUCUGGUACGAAGAAAGUCUCUCGCUUUCAUCCGCCUGAAAUUGUAAAGCUCUUGCGCGAGCGGGAUCAACAUAAAGAGUCCCUCGCAGCGGAGUGCGACAAGGCGUAUAAAGACCUCCUUGCGGAUAUUAGUACCAAGUACCAACUUUUCCGCGACACGAUCCAGAGCCUAGCGACGCUGGACUGUCUCUUGUCGUUGGCCAACGUGGCCAGUCAACCAGGCUACGUAAGGCCCAGUUUCACAAGCGAGAUCAAGAUCGAUGUCGUGGGGGCGCGACAUCCGAUGGUUGAACAGCUCCUAAUCGACGCGUACGUGCCGAAUGAUAUUGCCAUCGCGCAUGAAGGGACACGCGCGCUGCUCGUGACGGGCCCGAAUAUGGGCGGCAAGAGCUCGUACGUGCGGUCCGUUGCGUUGGUGAGCAUCAUGGCCCAGAUCGGGAGUUUCGUGCCCGCAACGAGAGCGAGGCUGGGAUUACUCGAUGCCGUGUUCACGCGCAUGGGGGCGUUUGACAAUAUGAUGAGUGGAGAAAGCACGUUUAUGGUGGAAUUGAGUGAGACUAGCGAUAUCUUGAAACUUGCGACCGAGCGGAGUCUGGUAGUGCUGGACGAGCUCGGACGCGGGACGAGCACGCAUGAUGGUGUGGCGAUUGCGAGGAGUGUGCUGGAUUAUUUGGUCCGAGAGAAGAAGUGUCUGACGCUGUUUAUUACGCAUUACCAGAUGCUCGCGAAGAUGGCCGAGGCGUUCGAGGAAGGGGAAUUGAGAAACGUACAUAUGCGUUUUACGGAGGAGGGUAAUGAGAAUGUGACGUUUUUGUACGAGGUCGGCGAGGGCGUGGCGCAUAGAAGUUAUGGGUUGAAUGUGGCGAGAUUGGCGAAUCUGGGCGAGGGUGUGAUUGAGGUCGCGAAGGGGAAGAGUAGGGAGCUGGAAGAGACGACCAGGGGUAGGCAGGUUAGGAGUCUGGCGAGGAAGCUUGUCAAUGGGACAGAGAAUGAUACAUUGGGUGAGGAUAGGCUGGAUUGGUUGGUGGAGGGGAUUGAGAUGCUCUGACCUGGUGGAGGACGUGCGAUGAGAUAUCGGCCUGAGAGGACCGCGGGGAGAGAUCGCCAUUAGUCGACUGACGACGAGAUCCCGUCGGGCACCAGUAGAUCAUUUGCUGUUACGCAUUGAUCAUAGAUGUAUGGCUGUAUGGCUGUAGUUAGAGUAUGGCCUCUGUAAUUGAUCAUGAGACGGCAUGACAUGA
Exophiala xenobiotica is the source of this 3517-nucleotide messenger RNA. RefSeq lists its product as uncharacterized. Lineage: Eukaryota; Fungi; Ascomycota; Eurotiomycetes; Chaetothyriales; Herpotrichiellaceae. The coding region runs from base 46 to 3324 and encodes 1092 amino acids. Gene Ontology annotation, molecular function: ATP-dependent DNA damage sensor activity; ATP binding; mismatched DNA binding. The transcript has a single exon. The record is from RefSeq and is a predicted model, not a curated record. Gene Ontology annotation, cellular component: nucleus. Gene Ontology annotation, biological process: mitotic recombination; mismatch repair.